Messenger RNA from Xenopus tropicalis (tropical clawed frog), 826 nucleotides. It is a transcript of the gene rab38, whose product is annotated as RAB38, member RAS oncogene family. The transcript has 3 exons. NCBI's taxonomy places the organism in Eukaryota, Metazoa, Chordata, Amphibia, Anura, Pipidae. Gene Ontology annotation, biological process: vesicle-mediated transport. Gene Ontology annotation, molecular function: GTP binding; GTPase activity. Gene Ontology annotation, cellular component: Golgi apparatus; cytoplasm; trans-Golgi network. Bases 121 to 759 code for a protein of 212 amino acids. The record is from RefSeq and is a predicted model, not a curated record.
UUUCUUUUUUCCUCUCUUUUUCUAUCCUCUCUUUUUCCCACCCCCUCUCCCUCCUCCUUUAUCCUGGCAGGAUUCCACUAGAGAGCAUGAGAUUAGUUUGCUGGGAGUUUGGGAAACAAGAUGCAGAGCCACCAGAAAGAGCACCUCUACAAGAUCUUGGUGAUCGGCGACUUGGGAGUGGGGAAAACCAGCAUCAUCAAACGCUAUGUCCACCAGAACUUCUCCCCGCACUACCGGGCCACCAUCGGGGUCGAUUUUGCCCUAAAAGUGCUGAGUUGGGAUUCAGACACGGUGGUGCGGUUGCAACUAUGGGACAUCGCCGGCCAAGAACGAUUUGGGAACAUGACGAGAGUCUACUACCGAGAAGCGGUGGGAGCGUUUAUCGUUUUCGAUGUCACAAGGCCGGCAACCUUCGAAGCGGUGGCAAAGUGGAAAGAGGAUUUAGACUCAAAAUUGACUCUUGCAAAUGGGGUGCCAGUAUCAGCUGUGCUGCUAGCCAACAAAUGUGACCAGGGAAAAGAUAACUUUAAGAACCAUUUCACCAAAAUGGACCAGUUUUGCAAGGAACAUGGUUUUGUCGCUUGGUAUGAAACAUCUGCAAAGGAAAAUAUAAAUAUCGAUGAAGCCUCCAGAUGCCUUGUGAGCCACAUAAUCGCUAGCGAGAGCGAUCAAAUGCAGCCCGUGGAACCCGACAUUGUAAAGCCCCAAAUCUUGAAUUCUUCCAAGAUAGCAAGUUGUUCCGCGUGCUUUAAGUCCUAGGAGCUGCUCCUCAGCAUCAUUUGAUAAAUAAAACGGCCAAUAAAUGCUUUCUGCUUGGUAAAAUUCA